GGUAACUUCCAGUGACAGAAAGUGAAAGUAUUGUGUGAGGGGAGUUUUGAGUCCGAGCAGGAAGACCUGGUUGAAGGCUACAGGAACGCUCUGCACUACAAGGACAGGCAAAUGGCUACGGUACUAAGGGUCAACACUGCUAACCAGCAAAAGGUGCAGGAAUUCAGACAUCAGGUCUCCUCUGAGGCUGUUCUUCUGAUCUCCAGUCAGUUGCCAAGCAAAAUUCAGGAGCUGAAUAAAUUACUCCAGGAGGAGAUCCUGAACCUGACGGAUUUAUCGCAGAUUCACGGAGAGCUGGACAUCCCCAUCCCGGACCCCCCCAAGAAGGAGGAGGAGAACGACGACCAGACAUCGGAGACGGAAGACGGGAAGGAGAAAAAGGAGAAACCCCCAAAAUGCGGCCUGCAGAAGGCUAACCAGAAGAUCCUGAUGCUGCUCCAACACGUCAAGCCACAGCUGAGACUCCUGAAGGAAACAUGCAUCACGCUGACCACCUGGAUCCAGUACAUGGUGCCCAAGAUCGAAGAUGGGAAUGAUUUCGGAGUGGCCAUUCAGGAAAAGAUUCUGGAGAGGACGGCAGCAGUGAAGACCAAGGUGGAGGGAUUCCAGACCAGCAUCACCAAGUACUUCACUGAGCGUGGAGACGCGGUGGCCAAAGCCUCGAAGGACACGCACGUGAUGGACUACCGCCAGCUGGUCCACGAGAAGGACGAGGCGGCCUACGUGGACCUCAGGACGAUGAUCAUGGACAUCAGGGGCUUCUACGUUGAACUGCUGGACAUCAUCAUCAAGAAUGCCGAGAAGAUAACUAACCCCAAAGGGGAGGAGAAAGCCCUCUCCAUGUACUGAGCGGAGCGAUGGUCGAGGAGGGGGGGCAGGUUUAGUGAGUGAGGGGGUGGGGGUGGAGUAACAGCGCCGAGGGGCAUUAACACCUCUCAGCGCGCGAGUGGACGGCGGGAAAUCCACCGGGGGCUGGUGAUACCGUGCUCUUAUUCCCACCCCCCGGCCCCACACGCCGUCUUUGUCAAAACCGGUGCCGCGUUUCGAGGGUGGUGACAAUAAAUUUAUGUUUUGAAUAUGGAGCUGA
Carcharodon carcharias (great white shark) is the source of this 1087-nucleotide messenger RNA. It is a transcript of the gene psme2, whose product is annotated as proteasome activator subunit 2. Gene Ontology annotation, biological process: regulation of G1/S transition of mitotic cell cycle; regulation of proteasomal protein catabolic process; positive regulation of endopeptidase activity. The coding region runs from base 112 to 849 and encodes 245 amino acids. Lineage: Eukaryota; Metazoa; Chordata; Chondrichthyes; Lamniformes; Lamnidae. The record is from RefSeq and is a predicted model, not a curated record. Gene Ontology annotation, molecular function: endopeptidase activator activity. Gene Ontology annotation, cellular component: proteasome activator complex; nucleoplasm; cytoplasm. The transcript is spliced from 11 exons.